Molecule: messenger RNA, 3816 nt
Organism: Salarias fasciatus (jewelled blenny)
Lineage: Eukaryota; Metazoa; Chordata; Actinopteri; Blenniiformes; Blenniidae
Gene: rnf10
Product: ring finger protein 10
Exons: 17
Coding region: 402-2789 (795 amino acids)
Biological process (GO): positive regulation of transcription by RNA polymerase II; positive regulation of myelination
Molecular function (GO): metal ion binding; transcription cis-regulatory region binding
Source: RefSeq, a predicted model, not a curated record
AGAAACAUCCGGGUCUCUCAGGUUCCUGUCUGGCGACCCGUCGCCAUUAGAGCAAGCUCGUCGUAACCGCUCGAAAAAAUUGGUUAAAAUACUCAAAUUGACGUGUUUUCCAGCUUUUGGAAAACAUUUAACGCCUUGUUAAGGGCACAUAGUUUUCCUUAACAAGAAAAAAAGCCUAAACUCGGGGGGUCUUGGCCCCGCGUGGCGAGCUUUCGUCCUCUCUUCCACUAGCCUACAUAACUUGAGACGCCGAAAUCGUGUCUCUUUUUUUUUCUUCGGUUUGUUUUGUUGUCAAGAUGUCGCCGUGAUGGGGUCUCCGCGUUUGACAGAAAUGAAUCAGGGCCUUCGUCGCCUGACCCGCACUCAUUGCAGCCCACUUUCCUCGUUUGUUUUUCUGUUUGAUGCUAGAGAGCUCGGCGGCUCUCUGCCCGGAGCUCGGCCUCGACACCGCUCACUGCACGGAGACAGACAUGGAGAAAAAUCCCAACAGCAGCACCAGCACCAAGGUUCCUCCCCGUUCCAGCUCCACAGGCCCAACGCCGGGCGAAUCUAAACCCAAAUCCGAUGGUAAAAACAAUGGGGGCUCCAAACGCUACAGUCGGAAGCGUGAACCCUCCUUUCCUAAAGCCGAUAGUUUCCCAGGCCCUCGCCGCACCAAUUCACAGAAAAGCAAGAAUUUUGACAAGAGACCCCCUCAGAGAGGUGGCGGGCGACAGUAUGGGGCUGCAGGUGGAGGACGACGCGAGGAGGUAGCAGAGACGCGCCGGGCCGAGUUUAGCCCGGCUCAAUUCGCUGGACCGAAAAAAAUAAGCCUGAACCACCUGCUGAAUUUCACUUUCGAACCUCGUGGAGGUAGUGGUGGCGUCGGAGAUGGCGGCCAUGCCUGUUGGGGCCGCCGAAACAAAUGGGGCCACAAGCAUAAGCCCUUCAACAAGGAGCUUUUUCUGCAGGCUAACUGUCAGUUCGUGGUGACUGAUGACCAGGACUACAAGGCUCACUUCACCGAUCCAGACACUCUGGUCAACUGGGACUCAGUACAGCAAGUGCGCAUCUACAGCCAUGAGGUGCCAUCUUGUCCCAUCUGCCUGGAACCUCCCUUGGCAGCACGGAUCACUCGCUGCGGACAUAUCUUCUGCUGGCCAUGCAUGCUGCACUACCUGUCUCUCAGUGAUAAGAGCUGGUCCAAGUGCCCCAUCUGCACUGAGGCCGUGCAUACCGCCGACCUGAAGAGUGUGGUUGCUAUGGAAACCAGGCAGUAUGUGGUCGGGGAUGUGAUCACCAUGCGCCUGAUGCGGAGGGAGAAGGGAGCUCUGGUGGCCAUGCCGAGCUCUCAGUGGGUGAAGGUGGAGGAGCCUGUUCGCUUUGGCGACGCUUGUUUGAGUCCGUACUCCAAGCUGCUGCUGAUCUCGCCAGAGCAGGUCCUGAGCCUGGUGGCCGAGGAAAAGGCAGCACUUCACGCUCAGCUGAGCUGUGAAGGUGAUGCAGAAGGCUGCUUCAUUCAGAGCGCACUUUGCCAUUUACAGGAGCAAGAAGAAGUGUUGCUGAAGCAGCAUAAGGUAAAUGCAGAGAGCCUCGACUUGUCCUUUCUAACUCUGAAAGAACCUCCUUCUCCUGUGGAGGAAGUGGUGACAAACAUCAGCAGUGCUAAGCCCGUGCUGCAGUACUCGUCCGCGUUUGACGAUGAGGUGGAGGAGCCUCCUGAGGAGGAAGAGGAGGAGGAGGAGGAGGCGGCAGCAGCGGCAGCUGCUGAGCUGCCAGGGUUUCCUGAAGCUGUCCUGGAGAGUGUGCUGGAGGAGCCUCCAGAGGCCGUGAUGGACGCAGCUCCAGAGCUCAGUGAGGAGAACCCAGCAAGCCAGGCAGAGUCCAGCCGCCCCUCAGCCAGCGUGGUGCACGGGCCCUACUACUAUUUCUACCAAGCGGAUGACUGCCAGCAGAUGUUCCUUCAUCCCGUGAAUGUGCGCUGCCUGCUGCGCGAAUACAGCAGCCUGGAUUCCAGUCCCGAUUCCAUCACUGCCACAGUGGUGGAGAUUGUGGGACACACAGUCACUGAGGACAUCCGUCGUCGGCAUCGCUAUCUGGCUCAUUUGCCGCUCACGUGCGAGUUCAGCAUCUGUGAGUUGGCGCUUCAGCCGCCCAUCCUGUCCAAAGAAACUCUGGACACAUUUGCAGAUGACUUGGAGAAAAGAAAGCGCCUGAGGCAGAAGAAGGCCAGAGAUGAGAAACGCCGGGAGAAGCGAAUUGAAAUAGAGGAGAACAGGAAGCAGGGUAAAUAUCCUGAGGUCCACAUCGGACUGGAGAACCUUCAGCAGUUCCCAGCGUUUGGCUCUCCACCUCACAACAGCAGUCCCCCCAUUCAGCCUGACUUCACUUUCAACCCUCCUUCUCCCCUCAGCAGCAGUCCUUCUGAUGGGGCGGGUUUCCCGUGUCUGAAUGUGCCCUCACCGGUCGUGGGCAGCGUUGAGGAUGAUUCCCACUGCAUGUCUUUUGCACAGAUGCUGAAAGACGGGAAGGCCCGAGGUGACGCUGGACCCAGGAUCACUCCAAAGAAAGAUAAGCUGCUCGCUCCCCCGGCGGCUGACAGUGAUGGCGAGAGCGACGGCUCGGACCGAGUCCCUGUGCCCAGCUUCCAGAACUCCUUCAGCCAGGCCUUCGAGAAGGCUCUUCUGCAGCUGGACAACGGUCCGGCUUCUCCUCCGCACCCGGUGGUCGAACCAGAGGAAAAAGGAGGAAAGAAGAAAAAGAAAAAGCAGAAGCUUCUGUUCAGCACCUCCAUGGUUCACACAAAGUAAACACUGAAGUCCAUUUAACCACGUUGUUUUGCGAUCUUUCCACAGCUUGUGUUUCGACUUCCACUCAGAUCUUUCUUGGAGCGAUAAGCGAUAGAAAUAGGUUUCCGUGUGUAGCCAAAGUUCAUGCUGCUCUCCGCCUUGUCCCGCUGGCUUAAGCCUCCAUCGACUUCAUUUCCGUCAUCUUUUGUUCAUCAAGUUGGUGAAAGCUUUGCGUCAUCCUCGUGUCACUAUGCACGACUGAAAGCAUUUGUUCAGCUGCCAGGUAACGCUAGAAAUAUAACGGGCUGCUGCCUCUGUUAUCACGUAUCCUCGAGGCGUUUCAUGACCUCCACAGACCUGACUACACCACAGCAGUUGCUGAAUUGGAUCCAAUGCUUUUUAUUGAAGACCCAUAAGUAAUAUGGACAAGAUAUCCUAAUGGUGCUAUACAUUGGAAAAGCAGUCAGCCAGCUGCAGGUACUUUGCACCUUUGAAUCUUUCCAGGAUAGUUGGCAGCAGCACAUUGUCAAUCAGAAAUUUUACCUUUAAUCAGAAGGAAACAAAGCACUUUUUUAGUGUUUAUCAGAUGUGAUCAUUUUGGACUCAGACCUAGACAAUAGAUUUUUUUUUUUGGACUGCAAAAAGGUAGUGUUGUAAGGCCAACUUUGAUGCAUUAUUUUCUGCUAUAAUAGAACUGAGAAAACAGUGUUAUUAAAACAAAAAAGGAUCUAUGGGUUCAGUGGGAUUGAGGUAUAUAUAUUUUUCUGGUUAAACUACAAAUAUGCACCUUCUUAAUCAGUUUUCCACCUGUUUCAUCUUCUGUUGUAGGACGUUUACUGACAGUCCCAUUUCUCUCCCCUCACUGCAUUAUUUCAGUGUUGAAAACGUGUGAAGCUAAAAGAAGUGCUGACAUUUAACCAAUGCUCCUGAAGAGUUUUGAGAUUUGCUUUGUUUGAGGGUUCUUUCAUUCAUCUUUAUUUUGAGCAAGUUGAUAGACUAGUUCGCAUAACUAGUCUGGUGUAAUGAAUAAACAACCCAUGCACAAUCA